AUUUGUAUCUGUGUUUAUGCCUGUGUGUGCCGCGCCCGCCCGUGCCGCCGCGGACCCGCCCGCCCGCGCCUUCCGGCGCCGUGACCCGGCAGUGACGCGGACAUGGCGGCUCGCUGAGGCGCGGAGCGGGCCGGGCCCGGGGCGGAGCGCGGCGGAGCGGGCGGUGGCUCCUUGGCCGCACUCUGUUCUCAGAGUUCAGGCUCGGGAGCUGCCGCGCCCCCGCGUCCCCGGCCCGGCCCCGCGGCCCCGCGGGUCACCCAGCCCAAGAUGAAGACCGUGCUGAUGGUGGCGGAGAAGCCAUCCCUGGCGCAAUCCAUCGCCAAGAUCCUCUCGAGAGGAAACAUGUCCUCUCGCAAGGGACUGAAUGGUGCCUGCUCUGUGCAUGAAUACACAGGAUCCUUUAUUGGACAGAGUGCCCACUUCAAGAUGACAUCUGUGUGUGGUCACGUCAUGACUUUGGAUUUCAUAGGAAAAUAUAACAGCUGGGACAAGGUGGAUCCAGCAGAACUUUUUAGCAAAGCUCCCACAGAAAAGAAAGAAGCUAAUCCCAAACUGACCAUGGUGAAGUUUUUACAGGUGGAGGGAAGAGGCUGUGAUUGUAUUGUCUUGUGGUUGGAUUGUGAUAAAGAAGGAGAAAACAUCUGUUUUGAAGUUCUUGAUGCUGUUCUUCCUGUCAUGAACAAACCUCGUGGCACGGAAAGGUCGAUUUACAGAGCUAGAUUCAGCUCCAUCACUGACACAGACAUCUGCAAUGCCAUGAAUCACUUGGGAGAACCCAAUCGCAACGAGGCUCUGUCCGUGGAUGCCCGUCAGGAGCUGGAUCUGAGGAUUGGCUGUGCAUUCACAAGGUUUCAGACUAAAUAUUUUCAGGGGAAAUAUGGGAAUUUAGACAGUUCCCUCAUCUCCUUUGGGCCAUGUCAGACCCCAACACUUGGAUUCUGUGUUGAACGGCAUGACAAAAUCCAGUCAUUUAAGCCUGAGACUUACUGGGUGUUGCAAGCUAAAGUGAACCCUGAAAAAGAAAGUUCUCUCACUUUAGAUUGGGAUAGAGUGAGAGUGUUUGAUCGUGAAGUUGCUCAAAUGUUCCUGAAUAUAACAAAGAUGUCAAAAGAAGCAAGGGUAGAAUCUGUGAGUAAAAAAGAGAAGGUGAAGCAGAGACCACUGGCUCUGAACACGGUAGAAAUGCUACGAGUGGCCAGUGCUGCUUUAGGAAUGGGUCCACAACAUGCCAUGCAAAUAGCAGAGCGUCUUUAUACUCAGGGUUAUAUUAGCUACCCUCGAACAGAAACCACCCAUUACCCAGAAAACUUUGACUUGAAAGGAUGUCUGAGACAACAAGCCAAUAAUCCUUACUGGGCAGAAACUGUAAAUGCAUUGCUAUCAGAAGGCAUUAAUCAUCCAAGGAAAGGCCAUGAUGCAGGAGACCAUCCUCCCAUCACCCCAAUGAGAGCUGCAACAGAAGCAGAAUUAGGUGGAGACGGGUGGCGGCUCUACGAGUACAUAACUCGGCACUUCAUUGCCACUGUCAGUGCUGACUGCAAGUACCUGCAAACCACCAUUGCCUUCAGUAUUGGCCCUGAACGAUUCACCUGUGUUGGAAAGGUGGUAACUUCACCAGGGUUCACAGAAAUUAUGCCGUGGCACAGCAUCCCAUUAGAAGAGAGCCUUCCCUGCUGUGAGAAGGGAGAUCUUUUUCCAAUUGGUGAAAUAAAGUUGCUGGAAAAGCAAACCAGUCCCCCUGAUUACCUGACAGAAGCAGAACUGAUCACUCUGAUGGAAAAGCAUGGCAUUGGAACUGAUGCCAGUAUUCCAGUCCACAUUAACAACAUUUGCCAGCGAAACUAUGUCACAGUGGAGAGUGGUCGGAGACUAAAGCCUACAAACCUUGGCAUUGUUCUGGUUCAUGGUUAUUACAAAAUAGAUGCAGAAUUGGUUCUCCCUACGAUCCGCAGUGCUGUAGAGAAGCAACUCAACUUAAUAGCUCUGGGUAAAGCAAAUUAUCAUCAGGUCCUGGAGCACACCCUUGACAUUUUCAAAAGGAAAUUUCACUAUUUUGUGGAUUCUAUUGCAGGUAUGGAUGAACUGAUGGAAGUUUCUUUUUCACCCUUGGCUGCCACGGGAAAACCCCUUUCCCGCUGUGGUAAAUGCCAUCGUUUCAUGAAGUAUAUUCAGGCCAAGCCGAGUCGCCUGCACUGCUCCCACUGUGAUGACACCUACAGUCUCCCACAGAACGGUACCAUUAAACUCUAUAAAGAGCUGCGUUGUCCCCUAGAUGACUUUGAGCUGGUGCUGUGGUCAUCUGGAUCCAGAGGAAAGAGCUAUCCACUGUGUCCAUACUGUUACAACCAUCCUCCUUUCAGGGACAUGAAAAAAGGAAUGGGCUGUAAUGAAUGCACCCACCCCACGUGCCAGCAUUCCCUUAGCAUGCUUGGAAUUGGGCAGUGCGUCGAGUGUGAGAAUGGGGUCCUGGUGCUGGACUCAACGUCGGGGCCCAAGUGGAAGAUGGCCUGCAACAAGUGCAACGUCGUCGUGCACUUCUUUGAGAACGCCCACAAGGUGCGGGUGUCGCCGGAGACCUGCGACCUGUGUGAGGCUGGGCUCGUGGACGUGGAUUUUAACAAAGCCAAGUCUCCUCUACCCGGUGAUGAGACCCAGCACUCCGGCUGCGUGUUCUGUGACCCUGUGUUCCAAGAUCUGGUAGAGCUGAAACAUGCAGCCAUGAGGCACCCCAUGCACCGAGGGGGACAAGGGAAAAGGCAAGGGCGCGGAAGGGGGAAAAGCCGGAGACCUGGAGGAAGGGUCAACCCAAAGAAACCCAAGGACAAAAUGGCAGCUCUGGCUGCUUACUUUGUGUAAUGGCCACACAACAGUAAAAUAAACUUCAUACAAAAAUUUGUUUCUCUUGGAGGUCAUUUUUAAGUGUUUUUAAUCUUCACUGCUUUCCUGUUCUUAGAACAGUUAGAACACCAUAAGUUGUUGUAUGCCUUGAUUUAAUCUUAAAACAAAUUUUUCUGGAUGAUCCAUUAGUAACUGAGUAAACCUUUAAGCUUUUGAUUGGGAUUCAUUGAUAAAAAUAGAGCUCACAAACAAUAGGGACACUCAAGGAGUCUACAUGGACUGUUACCUGUGGCUGGUAGAAGGGAAAUGAAAUUUCUCUCUUCUGUCAUUUCUGGUUCCUUUGUCAGCAAUACAAGUGCCAGGAAUAUAAGAACUGAUUAAGAUCAGUGUUAUGCUGCUGUAGUCUUUAAGUGUGGCAUGCGACUUGCUUCAUCUGACUUUGAGUCUUCAAAAAUAAUAAAUGACUAGUAGUUGUCA
Pipra filicauda (Wire-tailed manakin) is the source of this 3315-nucleotide messenger RNA. It is a transcript of the gene TOP3B, whose product is annotated as DNA topoisomerase III beta. Gene Ontology annotation, cellular component: nucleus. Lineage: Eukaryota; Metazoa; Chordata; Aves; Passeriformes; Pipridae. The record is from RefSeq and is a predicted model, not a curated record. Gene Ontology annotation, molecular function: DNA binding; DNA topoisomerase type I (single strand cut, ATP-independent) activity. The transcript is spliced from 18 exons. Gene Ontology annotation, biological process: DNA topological change. The coding region runs from base 268 to 2856 and encodes 862 amino acids.